Molecule: messenger RNA, 1227 nt
Organism: Fonsecaea nubica
Lineage: Eukaryota; Fungi; Ascomycota; Eurotiomycetes; Chaetothyriales; Herpotrichiellaceae
Exons: 1
Coding region: 1-1227 (408 amino acids)
Biological process (GO): positive regulation of mitochondrial translation
Source: RefSeq, a predicted model, not a curated record
AUGAGCCAGUCGACGCAGAAAAAAGAGUCACAGAGGGACGAAGACUCAGUAGAUUCCACCGUCGACUCAGCAACCGCUUCGUUAGCUCAGAAACGAAAGACUGCACGCUCCCCCGGGACGAAGACAUCGCUUCGAAGAGUAGGACUGGAGGCUCAGAGAUCUAAGGCUGGCCUUACGAAGCCAACCUUGAGACUCCAUGAAGAGGCAGACCAAACACCAAAACUUGUGACAGCAUAUGCUGUGGCAGAGCAAUUUGACCUGGCCAAAGUCGUCGAGAUUCUUCGCAAUAAAGGUUACGAACCCGAUCCACUCGGCACUGGACUAUUUCCACAGGUCGUCCACGUCCAAGUACCCAUCUCCUCAAUCUACCGUUCCACCAAUCCCUCCGCCAGGGACCUGUCGUCGACAGAAGUCGGUGAUGUGUUUGUCUUCCCAUCGGGUACGGUGGUAACGUGGGCUUUACCUGACGGGUUUACUUCAUACUUUGCAACACGCACUCUCCUUCCUGCCGCAGAAAAUCCUCAUAAAGAACCUAUUGAGACCGAGGACUUGGAUUAUAUUGAAGAUCCAAACCGUGAACACAGCCUCAUCCGUGGCGAAACGAUCGUCCUGGGAACGAAAAAGUCAGAGUAUCAAGAACCACCUUCAUCAACAGACUAUACACAGGCCGAAUCGCAGUUUCAGACUGUCGAUACAGUACUUACUAAGAUUGCCUUUUCCUCGGGGUUUGCUCGCUCCACCAAACUCGCCGUCCUUGAGACGAACCUUUCCACUUAUCUAGCCUCUACGGCGGACAUCCCGGCUCUUCUAGCAAAGGGCUCGCGGCUCCCAUUCAAACUUUCCCGCGACUUCAUUUCCCGCAAAACAGGUCAACUCCUCCUCCUGCGCGCGCAGCUCAAUCUCUACUCUGAACUGACCGACUCUCUUCCCGAUCUUUUCUGGGACUCCCGGCACGAACUCAACCUGGAAAACUACUACGAUCAAGUUGGGCGAGCGUUGGAUGUCGGAAUCAGGAUCAAAGUCUUGAACGAGAAGAUGGACUAUGCAGCUGAGAUUGCAACGGUGCUGAGGGAGAGGCUGAGCGAGAAACACGGGCUGUUCUUAGAGUGGACCAUCAUCGUACUGAUAGCAAUAGAGGUGGGAUUCGAGGUCUUGCGGCUGUGGAAGGAAGGCUUUUGGGAGGAAGUGUGGGAGAAUAGAGGAGUCGGGAAGGUAAAGACUCUGUAG